Humulus lupulus (European hop) is the source of this 742-nucleotide messenger RNA. Its product is annotated as TPD1 protein homolog 1-like. The coding region runs from base 4 to 618 and encodes 204 amino acids. Gene Ontology annotation, biological process: cell fate determination. The record is from RefSeq and is a predicted model, not a curated record. The transcript is spliced from 3 exons. Lineage: Eukaryota; Viridiplantae; Streptophyta; Magnoliopsida; Rosales; Cannabaceae.
UUCAUGUAUACUAAAAUGUGGGAUAUAUAUGCAGGUGAACUAGUUAAAGUCAUCGAAGGUAGUUGGUACGUGAUCAUGAAAGGUGUACGACUGAGAAGCGUUGUUAGUGACCCAAGAUUUUCUGUAGUCUCUUGUGGUCUGAUCCUUACUUUGUGCUAUGUAGUGACGGAGUUAUUUGAGUUAAAAGGCACAAGUACAGGAGAAGCUGGCAUUAAAAAACUGGUCUUUUCCAAGGAAAGUAGCAACACUGGUUUCGGUAGGAAGCUGUUACAGUCAGAUAAUGGAUUUGAUAUGAAUCGUAUUACUUCAAGUGCAUGCUCAAAAGAGGACAUUGCAAUCUUCCAAGGACCAAUAGCCCCACUUCCUAAUGGGAUUCCCUCAUACGCAGUUCAGAUUCUAAACGCCCGCGUUUCAGGCUGCAGCAUCUCCCACAUUCAUGUCAAAUGUGGAUGGUUUAGCUCUGCCCGCUUGGUCAAUCCUAGAGUGUUCAGGAGACUAUACUAUGAUGAUUGCCUGGUCAACAAUGGUGAGCCUCUUGGCCCCGGCGAAACACUCUCCUUCCAGUAUGCCAAUAGUUUCCGUUAUGCUCUCUCUGUUUCAUCUGUCGUUUGCUGCUGAACUUAUUUUGCUUUUCCUUUUCUUUUGGUUUUUUAUUUUGUUUAAUAAAAUGUAUAAUGUAUGUAUCUAUAGUGAAAUAUUAAUAAUAGUUGACCUAUAAAUAUUUUGCCCAGUGUGGCUUGUA